Culex quinquefasciatus (southern house mosquito) is the source of this 1786-nucleotide messenger RNA. Its product is annotated as chymotrypsin-2. The record is from RefSeq and is a predicted model, not a curated record. The transcript is spliced from 3 exons. Gene Ontology annotation, biological process: proteolysis. Lineage: Eukaryota; Metazoa; Arthropoda; Insecta; Diptera; Culicidae. Gene Ontology annotation, molecular function: serine-type endopeptidase activity. Bases 873 to 1667 code for a protein of 264 amino acids.
CUAGGCCAGUUCGCAUGUUAAAUCGCGCUUUCCAAGUCAUAAGCAACUUUACGCACGUUUUUUUAUUGUGUCAAAAAUCCGUCAAAUUUCGUCAUAUUCACGAUAUCGCUGUUCACAGUGCUAAUCAAAUCAAUUAUUCAAAACCACACGCCGCCACGUUAUCGUCAGACGUCGCGACGUCGAAGUCACGCAGGCCUAAGCGCUACCACCCGCAUCGUAACCUUCCUUCCACGAACGCAGGCAUUCCAGCCCGGUUGGCCGGAGUUCGCACACCCUUAACCUUGCCAACCUUCUAUUGGGUGUCAAUUUUACCUUUGAAUUAUUAAGGGGUUACAUUUAUUUUAACUUCUUCUCUUAUUUGAAUUGAAAUUAGCAUAUCUGUAAUUUAACCCAAUACUCUUUGUAGAAAAUAGUUUUUAAUAAGUUUAUUGAUGUUUUUUUCAAAUUCAACAUUUAAUUUGAAAACUAAAACGUUUUUUUUAGGUACCCCCUCAAGCCAGAAAUUGAAAAUCAUUCCACCCGGUACAAUCUCACCCAGAUUCUUCCGUCUUCCGGCUCCCAUAAAUCGAAGCCGAAGGCCUUCCGGUUGUCCUACUGGCGGGGUGGCGUCGCGACGCUUGGAAUGAUAACAACGCGCGGUGGUUCUUUAUGGCACAUCGCGAGCGCUCAUUGUGACCGAUUGUAAAACAAUAUAAAUGCCAUUAAGGUUGCCACGGGUUCGGUCAUUGCGAGUCCGGAUGGCGGCCAGUGCUGGAUUUCGCGACGACCGGGAAUAGUGUCGGGUUUUUUGGUCUUCAAUUCGUUCUUUGAUUUGUUGGAUAGUAAUUAAAAAGUGUUGUGAUAAUUGUAAAGCAGUAUUAUUAAAAAAAAAAAUGGUGACCAUGAAAAGUUUUCCUCUCGUUGGUGGCAUCCUGGCGGUUCUUUACGGUCUAGUGAGUGUUAACGGUAACGAACAAACCAAGGUCGUCGGUGGCACCCAAUCCGGGGAACGCGUCCCCCACCAAAUCUCGCUCCAGAUCAUGAUCAACUCACUGUACGGCUUCGGUCCGAAAACCUGGGCCCACAACUGCGGUGGCUCGAUAGUGUCCCCAAGCUACGUCAUCACGGCCGCCCACUGUCUGGACGGAAUCGAGGCAUCGCGGCUUUCGAUCGUGUCCGGAACGAAUGACCUGCGGAAUGACGGUGCCAAGGGAAGCCGUCGUCUGGUUGCGUCGUACAAGAUCCACCCGGAGUACAAGGAGUUGGACAAGUGUGACAUUGGGAUCAUGCGAACGCAGGAACCGUUUGUGUUCGAUGCCAGUACGCAACCGAUUCGGUAUUCGGACACCCAGGUGGGAGGUGGUGAGAGCUGUACGCUGACCGGAUGGGGCUACACGAUGCCGAUUCGGAUUGGGAGGACGCCGCAGGAUCUGCAGCAGGCGGAGCUGAAGACGAUUACGAACGAGGAGUGCCGCAGCAAGGGAUUCCCGGUGAAUCCGACGGAGAUUUGCACCUUCACGAGGGUGGGACAGGGUGCGUGUGGGGGUGACUCGGGUGGCCCACUGGUCUGGAACGGUGAACUCAUCGGCGUGGUGUCGUACGGGACACGCUUCUGCGGCAUCGGUUCACCGGACGUGUUCACACGUGUCUCCGAGUUCAAGGCGUGGCUGGACGCGAACCAAGUGUAACCCGAUCCCGACUCCUGUGGAUAGCUGAAUACGAAUCUUAGCCAAAUGGAACAAGCCGACGACUGUUAAAUUAAAAAUUAUCUCACAAAUAAAAAUUAAAAAACGAACAAACAACGGAA